Messenger RNA from Prunus armeniaca (apricot), 783 nucleotides. NCBI's taxonomy places the organism in Eukaryota, Viridiplantae, Streptophyta, Magnoliopsida, Rosales, Rosaceae. The record is from the annotation of a GenBank genome assembly.
AUGCCGCAGGGAGAUUACAUAGAGCUUCACAGGAAGCGGUAUGGGUACCGACCAGACCACUUCGAGCGAAAGCGCAAGAAGGAGGCUCGUUUGGUCCACAAGCGUUCAGAGACUGCCCAGAAGGCUCUGGGUAUCAAGGGUAAGAUGUUUGCUAAGAAACGCUAUGCAGAAAAGGCUCUCAUGAAGAAAACGUUGGCUAUGCAUGAGGAGUCAUCAACUAGGCGCAAGGUGGAUGAUGAUGUUCACGAAGGAGCUGUUCCAGCAUAUCUUCUGGAUCGUGACAACACAACACGUGCAAAAAUUCUCAACAACACCAUCAAGCAAAAAAGGAAGGAGAAAGCUGGGAAAUGGGAAGUCCCUCUACCCAAGGUAAGGCCUGUGGCUGAAGAUGAGAUGUUUAAAAUUCUUAGAUCUGGAAAACGCAAGACCAAGCAAUGGAAGAGGAUGGUCACAAAAGCCACAUUUGUAGGACCUGGUUUCACGAGGAAACCUCCAAAGUACGAGAGGUUUAUCCGGCCCAGUGGAUUGCGAUUCACCAAAGCUCAUGUGACACACCCUGAACUCAAGUGCACUUUUAACCUUGAGAUCAUUGGUGUGAAGAAGAAUCCUAAUGGUCAAAUGUAUACCUCUCUCGGUGUCUUGACCAAGGGAACCAUCAUUGAGGUGAAUGUGAGUGAACUUGGUCUAGUCACACCUGCAGGGAAAGUUGUAUGGGGGAAAUAUGCUCAGGUGACAAAUAAUCCAGAGAACGACGGAUGUGUAAAUGCAGUCCUGCUCGUUUAA